Linum tenue is the source of this 3938-nucleotide messenger RNA. NCBI's taxonomy places the organism in Eukaryota, Viridiplantae, Streptophyta, Magnoliopsida, Malpighiales, Linaceae. The record is from the annotation of a GenBank genome assembly.
GCCAAGAAAUGGAAAUUAAAGCAUCUAAUACCUUCCUUCCUUCAUCAUUUAUGCUCCUAAUAAAAUAAAUAUUUUAGCUUUUCUCCAUUCGUCACUCUCUCUUCUCGCGGUGUCAUCCACAUCCAUCGUGCUUUCUAUUUAUUGACCGAACCCUAAUAAAAAUCCAACGGAUUUUAGUUCCUUGCCCCGUUUACUUGUUUUGAUCUCGAUUCACAAGCCUUUCAGCUCGCAAUCAUGGAUGAAGAGUACGACGUGAUCGUGCUGGGAACUGGUCUCAAAGAAUGCAUUCUCAGCGGCCUUCUCUCCGUCGAUGGCCUCAAGGUCCUGCAUAUGGAUAGGAACGACUAUUACGGAGGAGAAUCUGCAUCCCUUAACCUUAUUCAGCAGCUCUGGAAGAGGUUCAGGGGAGCUGAUGCACCUCCAGCAAGCUUAGGCUCAAGUAGGGAUUAUAAUGUGGACAUGAUCCCCAAGUUUAUGAUGGCUAAUGGUGUUCUUGUACGAGUACUCAUUCACACUGAUGUCACAAAGUAUCUGUCCUUCAAAGCUGUGGAUGGUGGUUUUGUCUAUAACAAACAAAAGGUUCACAAGGUGCCAGCAACUGACAUGGAGGCAUUGAAGUCUCCCUUGAUGGGUAUCUUUGAAAAGCGUCGAGCUCGCAAGUUUUUCAUUUAUGUCCAAGAUUAUAAUGAAUCUGAUCCCAAAACACACGAAGGGCUGGACUUGACUAGAGUGACCACCAAAGAAUUGAUUGCGAAAUAUGGUCUUGAUGAUAAUACCAUAGACUUCAUUGGUCAUGCUUUGGCGCUGCAUAGAGACGAUCGAUAUCUUAAUGAACCUGCUAUAGAUACAGUGAAGAGAAUGAAGCUGUAUGCCGAGUCUCUUGCUCGUUUUCAAGGCGGAUCCCCUUAUAUUUACCCCUUGUAUGGAUUAGGAGAGUUGCCACAGGCAUUUGCACGGCUGAGUGCAGUCUAUGGUGGCACAUAUAUGUUGAACAAACCUGAAUGCAAGGUAGAGUUCGAUGGUGAAGGCAAAGUUGUUGGCGUCACCUCAGAAGGAGAAACUGCUAAGUGCAAGAAAGUGGUUUGUGAUCCGUCCUACUUGCCAGGAAAGGUUAGGAAGGUCGGGAAAGUUGCCAGGGCAAUUGCCAUCAUGAGCCACCCAAUUCCCAACACCAAUGACUCUCACUCAGUGCAGGUUAUUCUUCCACAAAAGCAGUUGGGUCGCAAAUCAGACAUGUACCUUUUCUGCUGCUCUUACUCGCACAAUGUUGCUCCAAAGGGGAAAUUCAUCGCCUUCGUAUCAACUGAGGCUGAGACAGAUAACCCACAGGUGGAGUUGAAGCCAGGGAUUGACCUUCUUGGUCCAGUUGAUGAAAUAUUCUUCGAGAACUACGAUAGAUACGAACCAGUCAACGAGCCAUCUCUGGACAAUUGUUUCAUAUCUGCAAGUUAUGAUGCCACGACACACUUCGAAUCGACCGUCACUGAUGUCCUUAACAUGUACACAAUGAUAACUGGAAAGAAUCUUGACCUGAGCGUGGAUUUGAGUGCUGCCAGCGCUGCCGAAGAGUAUUGAAGCUGCUCGGCCUCUCUUCCCUGCAUCACUCAGCCUCGUGCUCCCCAGCUGUUUUGGAGUUGGUUUAAAACUUUUGUGUGUCAGAUCGCUAUCAUAGUGAGAUUGAGUUACAGUUAUCGUCAGGAAACUGAACUUAUAUGUGUUACAAAUGCCAAGUGUAGAAAACAAUGUUUGUUCUUCCUCAGGAGAGGCUGGUUUGUGGCUUUUCCUGGGAAAGUUCUCAGUGUUCCUGUGUGAUAAUUUGGUUUCCCCUUUUGUCAGUUGCUGUGCAUUGCUUACUUCACUACAAGCUAAAAAAUGUCCAUUUCAGGCUGUGCUUCAGUGUUAUGCCAGUUGGUUCGUUGUCACCGUGUUGGAUUGAAGACUCAGUUUUCUCAUUUAUCAGCUGCCUACUUCUCUUGGUACAACAAGAAAAGUAAAGAACUGAAAAACUUAUUUUAUUAAGACUGGGAUUUUGUUCUCUGUUCCAGUUUACAUUACAUCAGCAUCUUCAUCAGGAUCUCGAGUCUGUCUUCUAGAUUUUUAGUUACCGGUGGUGGAACCAAUCGACUGAUCGCCAAAAGACGGUGGUGGAUGCUGCUGCUGUUGCUGUCCUUUCCCGAACCACGACUCGACGGCUCCCUUCAGUUUUCCGGCAACGCCGCCGACUUCAAGAACGCUUGCAGAGCUAUCCUCCACCGCCGCCGCCGCCUCCUCCCUUUUCCUAUCGUCGUCGGCAGUUUCACCCAGCCGCAUCUUCACUUCCUCCGUCUCCGUCACUCUCCCCAUCGGCUUGCUUUCUUCUUCACCAGCAUUAUCCGCCUUCCGCCGCCACGGCAGCGAUUCGGAGAUCGCAUCCGAAAGCGCCUUGUCGUCCUCCGUCGGCUUCAAUUUCUCCACCAGAUAGUCCUUCACCGAAACCCCCUUGUCCUGCUGCCCCUUCCGUUCACCUUCCGAUUCCGCCACGACGACGUCCCUCGCACCACCGCCUCCGCCGUGAACUUUGGCCAUCACCGUGUUCCCCGCCGAGGCCACCGUCGAGGUGACCGUCUCGUAGACGGGAGUCAGCUUCUCCGUCACCGUCGCCGCAACUUUCUUCCCGUAUUCCACCGGAGAUGCCAAAUUGGAAGCUGCUCCAGCGUCCGGCUGGUGGUGGCGCUGCUCCCCUGUGGUGUUGCUGCCGUAUCCCAGCUUCGAUGCGACAACGUUUUUGGCGGAGAUCGCCUUGUCGGCAAUCGCGGCGGUAGCCGAUGAGAUUUUGUCGGAAUAGCUGCUCUGAUUGUGAUCCGUCCCGCCGCUCAGUUUAUCUUCGUGUUUGGCACUCUCGAAGUUGCUGAUCGGCUGCGGACGAGUUCCCUCCGGCGAGAACUGGUUGUGGCUUCCGGUGGGCAGAGCGGAUGCCACGUCAUCACGGGUUCUCCUUCGUAAACCAUGAUCCUCAUUCCUUCCUUCGUCCGAGAUAUGAGCUUUCUCCAACGAUUCAAGCACGGUCAAGGGAAUCCCCGCUUCCUCGCCUCCGGCGUCGGUUCGAUCGAAGGUUUUAGUCUGGUGAUUGGAAGGGGAAGAAACGGGGCCUGAGCUACCCUUUGGGGCAUGAGGAUCCUGUUCUAAGCCACCAGUAAUUACUUCAUCCAUGGUGAUUUGAGGGUGGCCUCUGUCCUCCUCUCGCCGUGCAACGAAAGCCCUUGCAGCUGGUUCAGUAGCUUUGGGAUGCUCAGUCUUCAUUGGAGUAGUACUUAUGGUAACGGGACUAUUGAACGGAGAAAAAGGCUCUUCCUUUAUAUCAGCAAGCUUCCUCCCCUGUCCUCCCCUGUUUUCCCCUGCCUCCAAAGGGCCUCCCCUGUUUUCCCCUGUUGCCUCCGAAGGGGUCAUCUUCAUCGGAUCCGCCGCGGAGUAACCGCCGUCGUAGUAAUCCGGUUGCAUUGACGACUUCCCGGCCACCCCGCUUCCGAGACCCGCCGCGACUGUAGCUGAUGCUCCAUGGAUGGCCGGAUCUUGGAUCAUUUCCUCGUCAACGUCAUCGUCUUCUUCCUCGUCGAGAUCAUGAUCGUCGGGGGUAUUGUGGUGAUCGUGAUGACCGUGUACUUUCAGAGUGUCCUUCACUUUCUUCGCCUUCUGCUUGACCUUCUUCAGCACCGAUUUCACCCCGCCGUGGUGGUGAUGCUCCUCGCCGGUGCUGCCUUCCGCCCCAGUAGUAGUGUGGAGGACGCCGGCAUCGUGAGGCUCCAGCUCGUGGUGGUGCUGCUGAUGGUCGUAAUGCGGGCGAUCUAGUUGGGUGUUCAUGAUGUCUGUAGAGAUUAGAUUGCUGUGUGAAGAUGGCGCGAAAAUGGACUGAAGAGAAGGUGGUUUCGUCGACUUCUUUUAUAGAAUGGGCGCUAGUGGGC